Molecule: messenger RNA, 876 nt
Organism: Cydia splendana
Lineage: Eukaryota; Metazoa; Arthropoda; Insecta; Lepidoptera; Tortricidae
Exons: 1
Coding region: 46-876 (276 amino acids)
Source: RefSeq, a predicted model, not a curated record
UCAUUAGAUAACACACAGCACAUAGUCCAACACAUUUCUUUCGUGAUGGUUUUGUCAGCAAAUACAAACCCAGACGAAAGCGUCAGACAAGAGUCCAAUCCAAACAGAUUUUUGGACGAAGAUUUCAUAAAAGUUGUUGAACCUUUUCUAAAACUCCAGAAAUUGUUAGGUUUAAGUCGAGUAGAUAUCAAAGAUGGAUUAGUUACUCCGCCCACAAAAUUUCACAAAUGCUAUACAAUGGUGUGGUUAAUAAUGAUGACAAUUUCUAUUUUGCAACUUAUUAUAUCAUACAAGGUCAGGUUUACUGACAAUCGCAAAAUGGUAUAUAUGUUUACCAUAGCAUUUUUGUCAAUUGAAGUAAUAUUUGCCGGAUUCUUAAUUAACGCACGUUUCUGCUAUAAUGGGGGUAAUAUAAAUUUGUACCUUCAGAUGCAGAAAAUAGAUCGUAUUAUGGGAAAGAAUAGCCCUAUCAAUAUCAUGCUUCAAAAACGAAAUCGAAUAACUGCUUACUCUUUGGCUUUAGUUUUUGCGCUCGUCUUCAUAGCCUCAUAUAUAUUAACCAGAGAUGAAUUUGGAAUUUUGGAAUUUGUCGGAGCAACGUAUACUCUAGAAAUUGUAGCAGUAGAGAUGUUUUGCUCUUCAAGUCAUAUGCGUUUUUUCUACACUAGGGUGUGUCAGCUAAAUUCUCAAAUCAACAUGCAUACCAGAGAAUCGAAAUGUGAUAUUGCAAUUUUGAGUAAUGUAUUCGAAACUGCCAAUCGACUUAUAAUAUCGACAGUAUCGCAGGAUUGUGACCCCACAGACAUUUAUCUAAAAGAGAUAUUCACGGGGUUUGUGUUAUUUAAGGAGCGAUAUAGUUUCCAGGUAAAUCUUUGA